Messenger RNA from Postia placenta MAD-698-R-SB12, 1443 nucleotides. RefSeq lists its product as hypothetical. The transcript is spliced from 6 exons. Gene Ontology annotation, molecular function: 2 iron, 2 sulfur cluster binding; 2-methylcitrate dehydratase activity. Bases 1 to 1443 code for a protein of 480 amino acids. Lineage: Eukaryota; Fungi; Basidiomycota; Agaricomycetes; Polyporales; Adustoporiaceae. The record is from RefSeq and is a predicted model, not a curated record. Gene Ontology annotation, cellular component: mitochondrion.
AUGUCGAGCCACGCGGAAUCCGCCGUGCGUCCUGAACCCGACCAGGUUCUGCAGGACAUUGCAGAUUACGUGCACAAUUAUCAAAUAGACUCGGAAGUUGCAUGGGAGACGGCUAGGCUCUGCCUAAUUGACACAAUUGGUUGUGGACUGGAGGGCCUCAGAUUUGAGGCCUGCGCUCGACUGCUCGGCCCUGUCGUGGAGGGUACCGUUGUCCCGAAUGGCACGAGGGUACCGGGAACAAAUUACCAACUCGACCCUAUCCGCGGUGCCUUCAAUAUCGGCACCCAGAUUCGCUGGCUUGACUUCAAUGACUGUUUCCUGGCUGCAGAAUGGGGUCAUCCAUCCGAUAACCUCGGCGCUAUCCUCGCCGUAGCGGACCAUUUGGCUCGCAAGGGGCAGCCCCUCGUCGUGAGGGACAUCCUCGAGUCUAUGAUCAAGGCACAUGAAAUCCAGGGUGGACUUGCCCUUUUGAAUUCGUUCAACCGAGUCGGCCUUGACCACGUUGUUCUGGUAAAGGUAGCUAGCACCGCGGUAGUGUCCAAGCUACUUGGCCUCGACCGCGCACAGACUAUCGACGCGAUCUCGCAGGCUUGGGCGGACGGCCAGUCAUUGCGCACCUACAGGCAUGCCCCAAACACGCAGUCCCGCAAGUCCUGGGCGGCUGGUGAUGCUUGCGCGCGUGCUGUCAACAUAGCGUACCUUGUCAAGCAGGGUGAGAAGGGCAUGCCCUCGGUUCUCACUGCUAAGACGUGGGGUUUCUACGAUGUCUUGUUUAAGGGGAAGCCAUUCGAGUUCCAGAUGUCUUACCAGUCUUACAUCAUGGAAAACGUCCUGUUCAAGAUUUCAUACCCCGCUGAGUUCCACGCACAGACCGCAGUUGAGGCUGCCCACAUUCUCCACGACAAGCUGAAGGCCAUCGGUAGGACUAGUGACGACAUCAAGAGCAUCCGAAUCCGCACUCAGGAAGCCGCGAUGCGGAUCAUCAACAAGCGUGGUCCGUUGGACAACUUCGCUGAUCGAGACCACGACAUCAACUACAUGGUCGCAUUCCCGCUUAUUUUCGGUAAGCUCACCUCUGAGUCUUACGUCGACACCGCGGCCGCGGAUACCCGGAUCGACGCUCUCCGUGCGAAGAUCACCUGUGUGGAAGAGAAGAGAUACAGUGUAGACUAUCACGAUCCGGCUAAGCGUUCUAUUUCGAACGCCCUACUCGUCGAGCUCAACGACGGCACCGUGCUUGACGAGGUCGAGGUGGAGUACCCCGUGGGUCACAAGCGGCGGAGGGCGGAAGGAACCCCCCUGUUGAUGCAGAAGUUCAAGAACCAUAUUGGGCCUCACUAUGAUCAGGCUCAUCAGAAGAAAAUCCUGGAGACUGUCAGCGAUGCAUCGACCCUGAUGAGUGUGCCAGUCGAUAAAUUCACUGAUCUCUUCGUCAAGCAAUAA